Molecule: messenger RNA, 4012 nt
Organism: Acinonyx jubatus (cheetah)
Lineage: Eukaryota; Metazoa; Chordata; Mammalia; Carnivora; Felidae
Gene: P2RY14
Product: purinergic receptor P2Y14
Exons: 3
Coding region: 1879-2901 (340 amino acids)
Biological process (GO): G protein-coupled receptor signaling pathway
Cellular component (GO): membrane
Molecular function (GO): G protein-coupled purinergic nucleotide receptor activity
Source: RefSeq, a predicted model, not a curated record
CCCAAAGCAGGCUCCAGGCUCUGAGCUGUCAGCACAGAGCCUUACAUGGUGCUUGAACCCAUGAACCAUGAGAUCAUGACCUGAGCAAAAGUCGGACGCUUAGCCGACUGAGCCACCCAGGUGCCCUGAGCUGAAAUUUUUAAAACAGGGUUUAAACUUAGGAUGUCCCAGGAAAAAAGAGAAGAGAGGUAUUCCAGGGAGAGGGCAAAGCAUAAGCCCAAGCAAGAAGACAAAGACCAUAGGUAUUGUAGGGAGUUGGAACAAGCAGACAGUAAUAUAAAGCUCAAGAUAAGUAGUGGAAGAAGAUGCAAAAUGUCCAAUCAAAGAGCACUAAAUCUGCCAGAUUCAACAGGAUGAACUUACCUUGUAAGGGACAAGGAGCCAAGGGACGUGGCUAUACUUGUAUUUUAGAGAGAUCCCUCUCAUGGGUGACUGGAGGGAAGGCACUGGGGAGUAAGUAGACUGGGGUAGGGAAUACAAGCUUAAUAGGAAUCAUAAACAAGAAAUAUUUAGGUGUUAAGAAAAUCAUCAGGCUUUGGUGAUUGGGUAUGAGCAGAGGAGAUCAAGCUAUAAUUUAAUGGUUUAUAGCUUCAUUGACUAAUAGACAGUAGUACCUAAAAAAAGGGCUUAAGUCAGAGAGAACUUUGAGGGAGGUUGUUUUAUUUUUGUGUGAUAAUUAAAAUAAGCAUGAUUGAUAAUGAGCCUGCUGCCCUAAGAAAAAGAGAAAGAAAUCGGUAAAAUGAGUAAAUGUUCAAAGUGGAUAGAAUAGAGGAGACUCUGGCCCCCUUCCUCCUGAGAUGACUGCAUUAAUAGAGAGUGCUAUGUAAGAAUAACAAAUCCCAGCAACAACUUGUUAAAUGACGAAGGAAUCCAGAAAUUGGGGUCAAACAGGGUGCUUGGAAACCAGAUUUAAGAGGAAGGGGUAACGUAAAGAAAGAUUAAAGUCACAACAGCCUCAAUUCAAGGUUGGGAAUGUGUGAGGAUAACAGAGUAGACCAGGCCCCGCCAAUCGACCCCCUAGAACUGGGUCCAGGUAGAAUGGUCAAUCACACAGGUCCAAAGGAGACGGCAUCACCUUUCAAUCUCUCUCCUCACUUGACAGCUAUCUUGGCCUUGGCUGAUCAAGACUCCUAGGUGAUCUGCCUACUUGCAAAGCCCUCCCCCUCUCCCCUCUGCUAACUGAAAGUGGCAAGUGUUCUGGUCUAUUUUACUCUCACUAUUUUUUGAUUUUCCAACAAGUUUCAUGGAGUUUAGUUGAAGCCAUGUGAAGUACAAUUUGAAAAUCCUUCCCAAUAAACACAGAAGCUAUUCUUACAACAGCUUCCCAGGAAGAGGUCACAGCUAGGCAUGGGAAAGAUCUAGCCUCCUGCUGACUGGAGCUCUCGCUUGCUCUGUUGCUCUCCCCUUUCUCUCUGUACCCAGUUUCAUACCACGCCUUGCAAAUUUGCAACCCUAAGCAUAAAGUGCUUACACUUACACAAGCACACAGUAGAGCUGGGUUCCAAAGAGGACUGGGCAUCUGUAGUACUUGACAUUCAGGCCUUUGGCAAGAUGUCAGCAUUUCAUAGAGUACUUUAAAUGUUUUGGUCUGAGAGCUAAUAUAGCAUUUCCUCACUGGUCAACACGAGCAGCCCAAGCAGAAAGCUAAAUCUAUUUCCCUCAACAUCAGAUGUUACACUCCAUUGUUGAUCCAGUCUUGCCUACGGAGACGACAGGAGGCUGGAAAAAUUGGAUCAUUAGGGAAGGAACACCUUGGCCACUUCAAGAUGACAAGCACACACUGGACUACACUGCUUCAUUGACAGGAAGCCUCCUAUUCUACCAGCGCCCCCACCACGCCAAAAAGAAUUUUAAGGCCUCCCCUGCAGAAGUUACAGAAUGAUAAAUUCCACCACCACACAACCGCCGAACGAGGCCUGCUCCCGGAACACCCUCAUAACUCAGAGUAUCAUUCCCGUGCUAUACUUGGCGGUCUUUGUCGCGGGGAUCCUGCUCAAUGGUGUCUCUGCAUGGAUAUUCUUUUACGUGUCCAGCUCCAAGAGUUUCAUCGUCUAUCUCAAGAACAUUGUUGUGGCUGACUUUCUGAUGAGCCUGACUUUUCCCUUCAAGAUUCUUGGGGAUUCGGGCCUGGGACCCUGGCAGAUAAACGUGUUCGUGUGCAGGGUCUCAGCUGUACUGUUCUACGUCAACAUGUAUGUCAGCAUCGUGUUCUUUGGGCUCAUCAGCUUUGACAGGUAUUAUAAAAUUGUAAAGCCUCUUUUGACUUCUUUCAUCCAUUCAGUAAAUUACAGCAAACUUCUGUCAGUCACAGUGUGGGUUCUAAUGCUCCUUCUGGCUGUCCCCAACAUUAUCCUGACCAACCAGAAAGCGAGGUACGGGAAGGCUAUGCAUAUAAAAUGUGUAGAGCUUAAAAACGAACUGGGACUUAAGUGGCACAAGGCAUCAAACUACAUCUUUGUGGGCAUCUUCUGGAUUGUGUUUCUUUUGUUGGUCAUUUUCUACACUGCUAUCACGAGGAAAAUCUUUAAGUCCCACCUGAAAUCCAGAAGGAAUUCCAUUUCGGUCAAGAAGAAAUCUAGCCGCAAUAUAUUCAGCAUCAUGUUCGUAUUUUUUGUCUGUUUUGUGCCUUACCACGUUGCCAGAAUCCCCUACACGCAGAGCCAGACAGAAGCUCAUUACAGCUGCCGGUCAAAAGAAAUUUUGCUCUACGUAAAAGAAUUCACUCUAGUACUGUCAGCUGCAAAUGUAUGCCUAGACCCUAUUAUUUAUUUCUUUCUAUGCCAGCCGUUUAGAGAAAUCUUAUGUAAGAAACUGCACAUCCCAUUAAAAGCUCAGUCUGACUCAGAAACUUCUAAAACCAAAAGAGGAAAUACAAUGCAUGAAAGCACAGACACUCUGUGAAUUCCCACCUCCUUUCAAAAAGAAUCCAUGUACACAUUUUGCAAUCUUCAGUUACAUACGAAUACAAAAGAAACAUGUCCAUGCAACUAAGUAUCAUCUCUAUGCAUUACUAUUCAAUUUAGUAUAAUAAUAAAAACAAAAUAUAAGUUCCCCUGCUUUUGUAACAGCAAAGAAAAAAGUAAUACAUGCAUUGUUCAAUUUUAUUCCAUCAAAACACAAGUUUUCAAUGUAUAAUCACUCGUCUCGUCAGUUAAUGUAGAAGUUUAAAUACCAUAAAGAAAAUAGGAAGCAAUCAAGACAAUUCACUGGGGCGUGUUCCUUCUCUAAAUACAAGAAUUUAACUUAUGUGGUUUUUUUUCACCAGGGUUACUAAAGACCAACCUAAAAGCAGGCAGAGUUUGAUAAAGAACUGGAGACCUGUUUGGAGUGAAAAGGUCAAAUUUUCUCUGAUUUCACUUAGGAAAUUCCCUACUGAUUUAUCUCCUAGCAUUUCAAAGGGAAGUUGAUAUAAAUUCUGUUCUUUGCAGUAAAAACAAAAUGUAACACUUUGAUAACAUUUUGAAGAUGAUAAUAAGAUACAUUCUGAAUGUUUUGUAUCAAGACUUAUUAAGCUAUGUCUUGAGCAUGCAUUUCUGGUGUUAAAAUAUUUUUAAGUGGACUCUAUUGAAGGAAACUGGCUAUUGGUAGAUGUUGCCAGCAACUUUCCCUAUCGAAUGCUAUGGAGGAAAAAAAAAAUGAUGCCCAGGACAAACACACACACACACAGCAUGCACAUACACACAUACAUCGAGGCACAGGGGAAACAGUUUUCUUUGAAAGCAACCGGACUUGAAAAAAAGGAAAAUCUAAAAUUUGUAAUUUUGAGUGAGAAAUUACACAUAAAAUGAAAAUUUGUGACAUUUUCUGAAAAGGAGAUGGAUUUAAAAUAUGUAGAUAAGGGAUAUGGUUGCUGGCUUGUGAGUUACCAAAACUAAAUUCUUUCUCUGCUCUUAACUGCCUAGAAGACAUCCAGGCCAUCUUCCAAAUGUUAUUCUCAAACAUUUUUGUAAGCCAUGUAUAUAUACUUUUUUGCUUUACUGUAUAUGUACUAAUAAAAAUAUUUUCAAUAGUA